This is a messenger RNA of Nicrophorus vespilloides, 1200 nucleotides long. RefSeq lists its product as uncharacterized. The record is from RefSeq and is a predicted model, not a curated record. Lineage: Eukaryota; Metazoa; Arthropoda; Insecta; Coleoptera; Silphidae. The coding region runs from base 269 to 736 and encodes 155 amino acids. Gene Ontology annotation, biological process: sleep; positive regulation of voltage-gated potassium channel activity; regulation of synaptic transmission, cholinergic. The transcript is spliced from 4 exons.
AAUACUUUUUUGUUAUUAAUUAUAUGUUAAAUACAUGAUUAAAUUACAAUGAAUAGUAUUUUAAGACUAAAUAAAGCACUUGAUUAGUAUUUAACGAGGGUUUCAGGUGAACGAGCCACCUGUUCGAAAUGGCUCUAACCAUCCCUUGUAACAGUUGUGUGCUAACUUCAUUUGAAUACUUCAUAGAAUAAACAAUAAUUUGUAAACACAAGUAAAGAGCGCUUGUUUCAAUUUAGUUUGUAGCUUCGUAUAAUUAAAAAUUAUUAAAAUGCACAUAUUUACGUAUGCGUUACUACUUAUAUCAUCUCUAAAUUCUGCUUUUGCACUUUGGUGCUUUGAGUGUGUGAGUACCCAACCAGGCUGUGGUGAUGACUUCAACUACUACUACAUGUGGAGCAAUGUGUGCAAAGAAGAUAAGGACAUUUGUGUGAAAAUUGUGGAAACAAAAGGAGCUGAGAAAGUAAUUACAAGGGCAUGCCUUAGCAGGAUCAGGGCUGUGAGGACUGACAUUCCAGCAGACACCUAUGAAGGAACUCGGAUGGCAGCAAAAGAUGUUAAAUUGGGCCAUUAUGUUAACAAUUCCAUAAAAGAACUUGACAUUCAUAGGAAUUACUUUGAUAAGACUGAGUACAGUUUCUGUUUUCUGGAUCAUAGAUGCAACAAUGCUCCAAAUAGUUUUACAUCAAGUAUUUUGGUGAUAACAAUGAGUGCCUUUGCUAUUGUUGCAAUUAGAUAAUAAUUCAGUUCUGGUUUAUUAAUGAUUAUAGAAUGUAAAAGAAAUGGUAUAAAGUUGGAUACAGUGAGGACCAAAAGAGAGGUCACCAGAAGCGUUAUUUGUUUGCUGCUUAAAGUUUGUUUGAGUUUACAAAUAGAAAUUCUGUAUAAAAUGCUUUUUCAAACAUAAUGGAUUCAGAAAUUUGUUGAAAAUAAGUAUAUUUUAUAAUUAAUCAGCUGUUUGAAAGGUUGUGACCUGUGUGCAGAUUUGUUUUUGUAGCAAAUCCUAUUAGAAUCAUACAUCCAACUGCUUGAUGAUCAUUUAAUAGUAAUAAAUGUUGGAUGAAUUUGAAUUUCCCUCCACACUUUUGGUGAUCCGAGUAAACAUUAAUUAAUCUGUUAUGUUUACUAACUAUCCGUCCGAAUUGAUGUACAUUUUUAUGAAAAAAUAUUUGUUUUGUUAAUUGUUUUAAUAUUUUUUGUUGA